GCCAGAGCAUGACGGUCACCCCGUGGUACUGCCGCUACGGCAUUCACGGCGACGUCGCACGACACACGAACAUCGAUGGCACUGCCCUCUAUCGAACGCGCGAGCGUCCCUGCGACUGCGCGCCACCGCCGCCGCGGCCCGUGUUGCGCAGACCACUGCAACCGCGUCGUCCCGCGUCUGCCACAGCGAGUGGCCAACGCCGCCCGCGCGGACGUGGGCGAACGGGACGGCCGCCCUUCCAACUCCCAAGUCAGCAAGACAACCUCGCCAGUGCACCUGCGCCGACGUACCUGAACCAACCCUUGACGUUUUAUGAAGGCGGACUGCGCGUUGUGGUUCCACCCAUCACAGUCGAGUCGAGCGGCGGCGGCGCGGACGACCUGCGAGAUUCCUUGUCCCGCCUGAUGCUCAGCUCCGGCGGAGGGGCGAUGAACUGUUUGCCUGCUUUACCUUCCAUUCCGGUUGUGUGGCCCCAGCCGGACCUCGCCGACCUGCGCAACGACGUGUCUCAGCGGAACGGUGCACCAACCACGCCUGCAGAUGCUUUCUAUGGCCGCUACCCAAACACAGCUGCAUCCACGCUUGCUGCUGUUCCAUCGGAAAGCCGUGUUGCGUCUCCCUUCGCUGGAGCAACUCCGCCUCCUCCUCCGACGGAAGCUCCCACCGCCGCCACAGGAGUAGAUGCAGAUCCGCCUUAUCCCCCCUCCGCCCCCGUGCCGUCUGGUUUGUGUUCGCCGACGCGACACGCGCUGCACGCACGCUGGGGCAUCUCCUUCUGUUCUGUGUGCGGCCUGCCUCUGACUUCGAAAGCAACGCCGUAUACGCCGGUGACGUGUCCGCUUGGCCCGCACCUCCACAAUCAGCAGACAUCAUCAUCUCCCACGACGACGCAAGACGACGGUAAUGCAAACGCAGAUAACUUUUGCAUGCUGUGUGGAACCGGCUUGAAAUCCCCCGUGGAUGCAGCGACAGCGGCGGCGGCAGGUGGUACCAGUUCGCGUCCUCCAGCAGAACCUGGGGUGAACCAGCCGCCGCUACAGCAGUCGGCGCUGCACGCAGACUUCCUCACGCGACGGGACAUGCAGAGCGUCGACGAGAUCAUGGCACACUUGCUGGACAACGCUGCGAUGCAUGGAGGAAGAGUGCAGCCACCGUGUGGACUGCCCAACUGCCGCCUCUGCGAAGGUGUUGCAGGCGCCACCGAUGCAUCAGAUGCGCUAGAAAGGUGUAGAAGUGGGUGCAGUAAGCAGGGCAACAAGUGGUGGGGGUGGGGUGCGCCAGCCAUGUGCGGCAGCCCUGCGGUGGCCAUCAUCCACAAUCAUUACUACAGCUGA
Leptomonas pyrrhocoris is the source of this 1334-nucleotide messenger RNA. RefSeq lists its product as hypothetical. The transcript has a single exon. NCBI's taxonomy places the organism in Eukaryota, Euglenozoa, Kinetoplastea, Trypanosomatida, Trypanosomatidae. The record is from RefSeq and is a predicted model, not a curated record. Bases 9 to 1334 code for a protein of 441 amino acids.